AUGAAAGCUGUUUUUUGCUUGACUCAUAACUAAUAGGCUGACUUCCUAUGUUUAAAUAGAGAGUGUAAAUCAAAAAAAAUAGUAUGCUCUACUUGCACAUAAGAAUAUAAAGAAACAAUAAAUUGUCUAGAGUUACAUAAAGAAGAUGUCUUGAUCAUGUCAGAUUUAUAAGAGCUAAAAUUUAGCUAAACAUAUGAUUCAAUAAGAGCAUAAUUUUUGAAAGAGGAUGAAUACUUAUUUAGAUAAAUGGCCAUCUUGAAUAAGUUUAAAUUUGAACAUUUAGGUAGAGACUUUUACUAUUUUUUGAUAGAGUAAUCAUAGAAAGGGUUAAAAUCAAAAUAAGAUAAAUUAAACAUAUAAAAUUUUGAUGAAUUAGUAGGAUAUAAUGCUUCUUAAAUUAAGUUUAGGAAAAUAAUAGAAGACUUCACAAUAAAAAUGGAGUAAAAAAUUAUAUAAAUUUAAGAAAAUCAAUUAGAUAGUUAACAAAUUUUAGAUUUAGAAAUGACAACUAUAAAUAGUUUAGCUGAUGAAAUAUAAUAAUUCACAAAUGAUUUAGUUAAUUGUCAGGUUAUAUUUGAAAGUAUCACUAGUUACUAAGAAACUUACUCCGAUUCCGAGAUAGAAAAUUUAUUUAAAAAGCUCAAAAAAAUUAUCUAAGAUUUUGUUGAUAAAAAAUUAAAAAAAAAGAACAAGAAAAAAAAAUUUCCUCAAGAUGAAAUUUAUAAAUUUGAAUCAAAAGUUUUAUAAAACGAAUAAGAAGUUGUAGACAUUGUUGAUGAUUUUUAAGUCAUAAAUGUUAAAUAAGAAAAUUUACUUAAUUUAUAUUCAGCAAACCAAAAGACUUUAGAAUCCAUUUCUCUCAAAUAAAUAUAACCUGAAACUGAAGUUACAAACUAAAUAGAAGAAAAAUCAGAUGUCAUUAUGAAUGAAGAUAGCAAUUAUAUUUUUAAUUCAAAAACUAAGCAGGAUAGUAAUAUUAUACCUUUGAGCUCCACAGGAAGUAUAGCAGAAAUAGACGAUUUAAAGAUUUCAAACGAAAAUUUAGAUGAUUAUAAAUGUAAAUAUGUCAAGCUGCUGAACAGCAUUUAACUUAAGUCCAAAAAUAAAGUUUAUAGAUUAAAAUUAUCACCUAAUUAAAAGUAGCUUUCUGUAACUUGUGGAGGAUGGAAUAACUCUUCUGGGGAUUGUCUUUUGUAUGACUUGGAUUUUUACUAAAGUGAUUUAUAGUUGAAAAAAAUAAUAAAUUAUAGCUAAAUUAAAUUUGUUGAUUCAGCUUUUUCACCAUGUGGAAAGUUUCUCUUUUUAACUGCUAGUAGUAGGGUGUUUGUCUAUAAAACUGAAUAUUAAAUAUCUGGUAAAAACAUAGAUAAAAAACCUGUUUUGAAGAUAUCUACAAUAUAUGAAGUGAGAGCUGUUGAAGUUUAGACUAAAGUAGAUUAGGGAGAUGAAAAUUAAAAAGAAAAUGAAUUAAUAGCAGCUAUAGGAGGCCAUUCUUAUUUUGAGUUGAUUACUGUUAAAUUAAAUUCAAAUGAUAAUUAGUACUCUUAUAAUAGCGAUUUUAUAGCAGUGGUCUAGGGUUAAGUUGAAAACAUUAAAUUUUGUUUUAAUUCCUAAUUUAUAGCUUUUUCAGUUUAUGAAACUUAACAAAUAUCCCUUUUUGAUAUAAAAUAAAAGCAAAUAUGCUAUAUUUCACAACCAUUAGGAUUUUUUAUUUGGAAUAUGUAAAUAGAUCCAAAUUAUGGGUUUAUAGCUAUUUCUGGAGAACAUUCUUAGAUACAAUUUUUUUCAUUAGAUUAACAAAAUUAUUCACUAAGUAUGCUUUCAAGCAUUGAAACUUAGUUUUCAGGAAUAAUAACAGCAUUUGAUUUUUUUAAAAAUUAUGUAUUUAUUUCAUGCUCUGAUAAUUCUCUUAAGAUAUUUAAAUAAAAAAACAAAUUAUAAUCAAAUGAAAUUUAUUAUGAAAAAAUCUAUUCAAGUUCACCUUUACUACACAAAAUGCCUACUUUAGUAUUUUGCCCUGUCUAUAAGUAAAUUAUUACUGGCUGCAAAAAUGGAAAGCUUUUAAGAUGGCAAUUUACAGAAGACUUUGAAGAAGAUUGA
Tetrahymena thermophila SB210 is the source of this 2100-nucleotide messenger RNA. RefSeq lists its product as hypothetical. Lineage: Eukaryota; Ciliophora; Oligohymenophorea; Hymenostomatida; Tetrahymenidae. Gene Ontology annotation, molecular function: protein binding. The transcript is spliced from 2 exons. The record is from RefSeq and is a predicted model, not a curated record.